Dunckerocampus dactyliophorus (ringed pipefish) is the source of this 699-nucleotide messenger RNA. RefSeq lists its product as uncharacterized. The transcript has a single exon. The record is from RefSeq and is a predicted model, not a curated record. Lineage: Eukaryota; Metazoa; Chordata; Actinopteri; Syngnathiformes; Syngnathidae. The coding region runs from base 1 to 699 and encodes 232 amino acids.
AUGGAUGCAGAUGCCAACGUCAUGGAUGCCAACAUCAUGGAUGCCAAUGUCAUGGAUACCUACGUCAUGGAUGCCAACGUCAUGAAUGCCAACAUCAUGGAUGCCAAUGUCAUGGAUGCCAGCAUCAUGGAUUUCUGCGUCAUGGAUACCUACGUCAUGGAUGCCAAUGUCAUGGAUGCCUACGUCAUGGAUGCCAAUGUCAUAGAUGCCAAUGUCAUGGAUGCCUACGUCAUGGAAGCCAAUGUCAUGGAUACCUACGUCAUAGAUGCCAAUGUCAUGGAUACCUACGUCAUGGAUGCCAAUGUCAUGGAUGCCUACGUCAUGGAUGCCAAUGUCAUGGAUGCCUUUGUCAUGGAUGCCAAUGUCAUGGAUGCCAAUGUCAUGGAUGCCUACGUCAUGGAUGCCAAUGUCAUGGAUACUUACGUCAUGGAUGCCAACAUCAUGGAUGCCAACAUCAUGGAUGCCAAUGUCAUGGAUGCCAACAUCAUGGAUUUCUACGUCAUGGAUGCCUACAUCCUGGAAGCCAAUGUCAUGGAUGCCAAUGUCAUGGAUGCCAAUGUCAUGGAUGCCAAUGUCAUGGAUGCCAGUGUCAUGGAUGCCUACAUCAUGGAUACCUAUGUCAUGGAUACUUACGUCAUGGAUGGAUGCAUUCCCCAACACCACACCUGUCAUCAUCAGAAGGUUCACCAACAAAAUUAA